AUGGAGCCCCGGGACACAGCGGCCUCCCCGCCCGACCCCGGCCCCGGCCCCCAGCCCCGGCCCGGGACCUCGGGUCACAGCAAAAGCUGGAAAAAUGAGAGCGCAGUAAAAGGAUUGGAGAGAAAAACACCAACUGUGACCACCAGAGCCCCUACGAUUCAUAUGAAAUUACAGAAACACAGAGAAUUAGCCAGAAAAGUACUAAAGAAGAAAGGAAUUGGUGGAGGCCCAAUCAUCCAGCAACCAAAAUCGGGCACCAAAAGGUCAGUGAAGUUCAACAAAGGCUAUGCUGCACUGAACCAGAAUCCAGAUGAUUCUUUAGUGUACUUGGAUUCUGACAGUGAUGGGGAAUUUGAAUCAAAAUAUUAUUCAUCUUCAGGCUAUUCCUCUGCAGAGCAGGUAAAUCAAGACCUGAACCAACAGCUCCUGAAAGACGGCUACCGUCUGGACGAAAUCCCAGACGAUGAGGAUCUUGACUUAAUUCCUCCGAAGCCUGUCACCUCAUCAGCCUGCAGUUGCUGUGUGGCAGAAAACACUUGCACUAUUCAGUAAUUAGGAGCCUUGCGGGGCGUCCCAUUCACUAUGUCAAAGUUAGUCCUAUCUUGGGUAACGGAUUUUUGUGAACAGCGCAUAGAAGGUAAAAAAUGAGUGUGUGUGUGUGUUGGAUGUGUGUGUGUUUUUGCUAAUUAAUUUGCAUUAGUAAAAUAAAUUUAAACUCUAAAACUAUUCUAGCAUGUCAGGGUCCCUUUUAUUUGUAAAAGUAUAUAUGGCUAUUGGAAUCGCUGAUCCCUUAUAAUACUAAAUGUUCAGUCCAUGCUAUUCUUGCAACUAAAUAAAUAUAAUAUAUAUAAUAAGAUCCAUAUCCCAAUGAGUGAUGAUGAGAAUAUUGAUUAAAGGCCUUAAAUCUUGUCUAAUUUUAGCCUGUAAGACCAUUUGUAUUCAAAAUUUCAGUUUG
Molecule: messenger RNA, 955 nt
Organism: Callorhinchus milii (elephant shark)
Lineage: Eukaryota; Metazoa; Chordata; Chondrichthyes; Chimaeriformes; Callorhinchidae
Gene: fam219b
Product: family with sequence similarity 219 member B
Exons: 6
Coding region: 1-552 (183 amino acids)
Source: RefSeq, a predicted model, not a curated record